AUGAGCCCCCCCGUCGGGAGCAGCGCGCCCCGGGCACCGCCGCUUUCCCUGGCCGCAGCUCGGUGUCGGGAAGAGAGCGCUGUCGCCGCGGACGGACGGUACGGGGGCUUCGUGCGGCGGGAGGGCUGCGGGGCCCGGCGUCCCUGCCCCGCCGAGCGCCGGCAGGAGGGAAUUCCUUUCUGUAGCUGGAUUCAAGCCAAGAACCUCUAUCCACAGCUGCCAAGCCUGGCAUCCUUACUGACAUGCUGGCUACAGGUUCAGCACACUGGAAGCAUGGCUACAAGUGCCGUUCCCAGCGAAAACCUCCCCACGUACAAGCUGGUGGUUGUUGGAGAUGGUGGUGUUGGGAAGAGUGCUCUCACUAUUCAGUUUUUCCAGAAGAUUUUUGUGCCAGACUAUGACCCAACUAUUGAAGACUCCUACCUGAAACACACGGAAAUAGAUGGGCAAUGGGCAAUUCUUGAUGUUCUGGAUACUGCAGGCCAAGAGGAGUUCAGUGCAAUGAGGGAGCAGUACAUGAGGACUGGAGAUGGUUUCCUUAUUGUCUACUCGGUGACAGACAAGGCCAGCUUCGAGCACGUGGACCGGUUCCACCAGCUGAUCCUCCGAGUCAAGGACAGGGAGUCUUUUCCAAUGAUUUUGGUGGCAAACAAAGUUGAUCUAAUGCACUUACGGAAAAUUACAAGAGAACAGGGGAGAGAAAUGGCAACAAAACAUAACAUUCCCUAUAUAGAAACGAGUGCCAAGGACCCACCUCUGAACGUGGACAAGGCCUUCCAUGAUCUCGUGAGGGUAAUAAGGCAACAGAUCCCAGAGAAAAGCCAGAAGAAGAAGAAAAAGACCAAAUGGCGAGGGGACAGAGCCACGGGCUCCCAUAAACUCCAGUGCGUGAUUUUGUGACGGCACACCCUGGGAGUGCCUUGGCUGCCUCCCUCCUCCCCUCUUGACCCACCGCCGGCCCAGGCGAGGAGCCGCAGCUGGAUGCUGAUGCCCACAUGGCCCCGUGGCCCCUCGGGCUCCCCACGGCAGCUCAGACUUGGAGGAGGCGGCUCAGAGGGUCCGGACCCCCCCGGAGAGGGGCUGCACAUCAGGGCCAGCGUGGGAGCUGUGCCAGUGGGAGGCGGAAGGGAUCGGCAGGACCUCAACUCUCAAACAUCCCCAGCACCUUCCAGGGGCCUCCAUGAUGUUUAUUAAAAAAAAACCAAACAAGGCAGAAGUUAAAAAAAAAGUGUUGGUUUUAUCUGCAAACAUUUCUCUUUGUGACCCAUUUCUGAACAGCCUUGAAUAGCCCCCCUGUUUGGUACAGUUGUCUGUGUAUGUGUGGGGGAAGGGAAAGGGUUUUUCUUUCUCUUGAUUUUUUUUUUUGUCCUCUUCUUCCUUUGUGUUGUUUGCUCAGCAAGUGUUGGGUUGCAAAGAAACAACGGCCAGGCUUAGAUUUUUUGCACUGAACUCUCUCUUGGGCGGCAGUGCCAAAACACAACUUUAUAUGAAAGUGCAUAGAUUUGGAGGAAGAAAAUUAGUUCCAGCUGCUCUGGGUGCUCCAGACAUUGUGUCAGACUCUGGAGGGUCGCCAGCUCACAGACCAUAAGCUCCAGCUUAGGAAAGGAGGUUUGGGCUUGGAUUAUUUUUUUUUUUUUUCCUUACCCUUUGUCAAGAAGUUUUGUUUCUGUUUUGUAACUUCGGACAUGUCAAACUUUAAGACAUUUUGUUAACCUGGAAGUAUUUAAAUUAAAGUAAUUUACAGAUGGAAGGGUAUGUCAUUUUUGGGGGAGGGGGGUGGAGGGGAAGGGAGAAAGGAAGUAAAAUCUGAACUGAAUUUGUUAUUUGGGUGUUGAAUUUCUCCCUCAUAAAUGCAUGUAAAGUGGUGCAAUUUAAAUCACUCUCUAUUAUUCCUUAACCUUUCCCUGCAAAGCCACUCGUGGGUAGAUUAAUUGUUUUGCUUUUCCCAGGCUCAUCUCACACAUGCAGGAAAAAAAAUCUGUUUAUGGACUUUGGCUCAAUGUUUCUUCUCCCUCCUUCGCCAAGUUGGUGACUUGAAAGGAAGAGGUGUUUUUAAAAUGAUUCAAGUGGGAUGUGUCUCUUCAUAAGCUGACUGUAUCUAAAAUGUCUCCCUGAAAACAGCAAGGACUAAAUAUGCCUUAUGAAAAGACAAGACAAAAAACCUGCAAGCAUUCAAACUGAUGGCGGUAGCACCAGAAAUAUGGCUGUGCAUAUCCUGGAGGGGCCACGUGCUCUUUCACACCUUUUCUGGCAGUAAGAACUGCAGUAGCAAAUUUGUCUUUAAUGGAAUGUCAUCUGCUGGAUUGAAUCCAUUGGCUCCAUUCACAUGGUCACCAAACCUGUUUAAAAGUAGCAACUUGCUUUUCAUCAGCUUGAAUCCUAUUCAAAUAUGCUUUGUGGGCAAGACUUAAAAUAUUGGCAGAGUAUGAAUGCCUGAGAUUUAUGUGUCUGUGCACAGAAAAUCCUGGUAUUGGAUAUUGAAGAUCCAUCCAAGAUGAUGGAUCAUCACAAA
Messenger RNA from Cyanistes caeruleus (blue tit), 2512 nucleotides. Lineage: Eukaryota; Metazoa; Chordata; Aves; Passeriformes; Paridae. The record is from RefSeq and is a predicted model, not a curated record.